UGCAUGCGUCAGCAAUGCCUGGGCAGAGGAACGCGCCCAUAAUCUGCGCAGAAACGUUUUUGGUUCUUCAGGAACUAACAGCUGAAACAUUGCAGGAAACAGGCCUACUGGCCGCAGGUGUUCCCCCUCCCAGGCCCCUGAGCCUGUGCAGGGAUGAGAUAUCGAUUGUUCAACUACUCCGUACAGUAGGUGGUGGCAAUACAAUUUAUAGUUGUGGACCACAACUUGUGGUCUGCCUGGCUGCCAUAAAACCUCAGAGAAGAAGAAGGGUGAGCUAGCAAAACAUGAAAACAUUUAACACAUUUCCGAAGUUAUUACCACGUGUUUGAGUAAGAUUCGAGAAACAAGUUGAAUCAAUGUAUGAAUAAUGGAGUUGUUAAGUUUACUUGAUUUAAAAACUCUUUAAAAUUACUGUCAGUCGUGUCGUGUAUCUGGCCAGAGCGGCUAGCUAGACAUUUAACGCUAGCUCGCUAGCUAAUCUUAGCUAAGUAGCUGAGUAGCUAACGCGGUGGGUAGCUAGCUAGCUACCUUGCUUACAAAACAAAACAAGGACUGAAUCCUGAGCAUCUUGUUGUAGCUUGCUUAUUAGAACUGUUGGGAAACAUCCCAUCUAGCUAAUCACUACCAUGAGUCUGACGAUUGAGGCCAGUGUCUCUUUCCUCAAAUAUGAACUUGCAUCGACCAUCGAACAGGCAGUGAGGUGUGCAGUUGAAACCGUUUUAAAGGAAACUGCCAGAGUAGUCGCCAUCAAACUGGCCGCAGCUCGGACUGCUGCUGCUGAGUCUCAUCGUGAGAACCAAAGUUUGAGAGAGAGACUUGAGGUAUCGGAGGGUGAACUCAGCGCUGUACGGUACUACAUGACAGCAGCCGAGAAGAACAUCAAACAGUGUUUACUUCUAAAUCACAGCCAUCCUAGAUCAGGUGUAUUAGGUCCUGGUUCAGAAGAGUCUCUUUUCCUCCCUCCCCCCACUGCUUCGGGGAGUCCUUCCAACAUGCUGAACAGGGGCACGUCCCGUGUGCCCAAGUCGUUUCGAGCCUCAUCCACACGAUCCCAGUUUUCGACGUCACUACCUAGUGUAGGUCUUUGCUUACCAACAGUGCAGCAUGAGUGGCCCAGGAGCAGCUCAAGCUUGAGAGGAAUACGGACAUCCUCCUCCACUGUCUCUUGCGCCAAUCCUUCACAAACAUCCAAAGCGCCACAACUAGAGGUUGAAAGCUCACCUAAACACACUGAGGAGGAUACAGAGGGUCAAUUCUACAUCACGGACGAUGGAGUUGCAGAGAAAGAGUACAAAGUCAGUGCAAGUGGAUCAGAGGACUCUGGAAGAAUUCCACACGAGCAGGAGGGGGAAACAUUGGCAGCAGAGGUCCCUCACAGGACCUCUGAUAUUACCAACUUUGAGUUUGAGAUGGGUCAGAGUCACCCAGCAGGCAAUGUGAAUGACCUGGGCCUGAUUCAGGUGCUGGAUGAGGUGCAAGAAGUCAAAGGAACAGUUAAAAUUGAAAACGACCCUGAGUUAUCUAGUAUGCUGGAGUCCCACCUCCCUGAAUCAUCACAACAACUGCCACAGAUGCCAACUCACAUCGACAACAAUGAUGGUGACAAUGAUGGUAACUGCAUGGGCUUUGUCCCACCCACUGUAGGGGACCCUGGUCUUAUUGGGGCUUUUGAAGUCAGAAGGGAGAGCUCAGAUAAGGUGCAUCGCUGCAACGUGUGUGGCCGGGGCUUCCGUCGCUUCUACUGCCUGAAGACACACCAGCGCAUUCACACGGGUGAGCGGCCGUAUCCCUGCAGGUAUUGCGAGAAGCGUUUCCGUCACCUGGACAGUCUGCAUAAGCACCAGCGCAUCCACACUGGGGAGACGCCCUACCGCUGUGCCCAGUGUGGCUGCUGUUUCAGGGAGCUGGGCCAGCUCAAGAAGCACAGGCUGACCCACUCACCUUCCCCCACCACACCCCACCCGUCACUGUCUUUACUUCAAGCAGGGCCCUCCUACACAUGGCCACACCUCCACUCGCAGUCCUUGGAUUCCUGAUCAGGAUGAAUUUGUACACAUUCAUACACACGUGUUUGAUAAAUGUGAUAUGACAGUAGUAAUGGAGAAAUUAUUUGUGUUAACGUCAUCCUAAUCAGAAGUUAAUAUUAUUCAAUUGACAAUGUACACAGAAGCUGUUUGUGUAUAUAAUCAUAUAUUUCUUCUAUUAUAUCUAUCUUCUCUUUUCUGCUUGUUCACAAUUUUCUUCAUUGGCAUAAAAGGGUGUUCAUUAUGUUGUCAGAUAUGAGGAGGUCUGCAGAUUCCACCUGGAAAGGUUUAUACAACCAUUUGGCAUCAAGGGUUGAGUUCCAUUUACUGCAAAAAUAUAUAUUGUUUGUGUAAAAUGGAAAUACAGACUACUUGAACUGAGUUGGUAGCACAAUGCAGAAAUCAUUGAUGUAUUUUUGUUGGUAUCACAUCAUGUGUCUUCUUUUCAUAUGGAACUGUGUGAAUUAGCCUGUUCAUUUUGAACAGCAAUGCAUUUACUUUGUACAUUUUUGAUUUACAUGAUAAUUUACCAAUAAAAAGUGACAUUUUCACAGUA
Messenger RNA from Coregonus clupeaformis (lake whitefish), 2580 nucleotides. Its product is annotated as zinc finger protein 546-like. The record is from RefSeq and is a predicted model, not a curated record. The transcript is spliced from 3 exons. Lineage: Eukaryota; Metazoa; Chordata; Actinopteri; Salmoniformes; Salmonidae. Gene Ontology annotation, cellular component: nucleus. The coding region runs from base 627 to 2036 and encodes 469 amino acids.